AUGACAGCAGACGACAAUGCCGGGAGGCCUCCCGCGAUUCUGGCGGCAGCACGCAGUCCUUCAGGGCGGGAGCUGAGUAUUUCCUUAAGGGCUGGAGUCACUGAUGAGAAGGACUCUGAGGUUCAGCCCGGAUUAGUGGGAGCGCCACAACUGACUAGGAUACCUGCUGUGGCCUGUGGGCAAAGGACAGCAUCCCUGCUGGGCUCUCAUUACUUAGAGCCCUCUGUAAAUGUACCUUUCAAUGGCUGUGAUGCCAGCCCUCCAGCAAAUUUUCUUCCAUUUGUAUGUGAUGGUUGUUCAGGAAUAUUUUGCCUUGAGCACAGAAGCAGAGAGUCGCACAGCUGUCCUGAGGUGACUGCAGUCAAGGAGAGAUUGAAGUCAGAUACGCAGGCGUCUUAUCCAUGCUCAUUUAAGGACUGUACUGAGAAAGAGCUUGUACCAGUUAUCUGUCCUUAUUGUGAGAAGAACUUUUGCCUGAGACACCGUCAUCAGUCAGAUCAUGAAUGUGAAAAACUGGAGCUCCCUAAGCCUCGUAUGGCUGCCACUCAGAAACUCGUUAAAGACAUUAUUGAUUCCAAGACAGGAGAGACAGCAAGUAAGCGACGGAAGGGUGCAAAAAAUAGUGCAACAGCUGCAAAGGUAGCACUGAUGAAAUUAAAGAUGCAUGCUGAUGGAGACAAGUCAUUGCCACAGGCAGAAAGAAUCUACUUGCAGGUUUUCUUACCCAAGGGGAGCAAAGAGAAGAGCAAACCCAUGUUCUUCUCUCACCGAUGGAGCAUUGGGAAGGUCAUUGACUUUGCAGCUUCUCUAGCCAGUCUCAGAAAUGACAAUAACAAAUCCACAGCCAAGAAGUUAAGGUUGUGUCACGUGACCUCGGGAGAAGCGCUACCCUUGGACCACACACUGGAAGCCUGGAUCACCAAGGAAGACUGUCCUUUAUACAAUGGCGGGAAUGCUGUCUUGGAAUACCUUAGUGAGGAAGACCAGUUUUUAAAGAAUGUUGACUCUUACUUGGAAUAGUCAUUCAAGGAUUCAGUCCAGGAAUCAUGAGGAAAAUUCUAUGUUAAGUCAGUUUCUUUUACUACAAGUACUGUACAUUUUUUUAUUUUUAAAAGUUGCUGUAGUGGUUGAGCAUUGACCUAGGAUCCAGGAGACUGCAGUUCGAUU
Miniopterus natalensis is the source of this 1167-nucleotide messenger RNA. The record is from RefSeq and is a predicted model, not a curated record. Lineage: Eukaryota; Metazoa; Chordata; Mammalia; Chiroptera; Miniopteridae.